Misgurnus anguillicaudatus (oriental weatherfish) is the source of this 5973-nucleotide messenger RNA. Its product is annotated as acyl-coenzyme A thioesterase 1-like. Lineage: Eukaryota; Metazoa; Chordata; Actinopteri; Cypriniformes; Cobitidae. The record is from RefSeq and is a predicted model, not a curated record. Gene Ontology annotation, molecular function: fatty acyl-CoA hydrolase activity. Gene Ontology annotation, biological process: acyl-CoA metabolic process; fatty acid metabolic process.
UUUGUUUCAACAGUCAGACAUGUAUUUAGCAUUGAGUUCAGAAAAAAUUAAAGUUUUAAAAUUUUGAAAAUCUACUUUUUCUAAAUAUAAUGCAUAGUGCUAGUAGCCCUAACAUCCAUACGCAGCACAACAGUCCGGCAUCGUCCAUGAAUUCGAAGUGCAGGCGGAGAUAGCAGCUUUACCUUGCUACUUUCUAUGACAAGAGCCCUGUUCCAAGAUGGCGGCGGUUUUGACGCAUGCUUAGAACCCCAAGGCGACAUCUAGUGUACAUAUCUAUGGGGCUUCUCUCUGUGAAUGAUGAGUGGAAGAUUUGCACCACGUUGGCCCUGUCCCAAAUGGCGCACUUCAUGUGGACUUUCGGUCUCGUGGCCUUAAAUUGCGCAUUCUCGCUUAGUCUAUGAGUCCGUAGGGUGUCCCAUCUGUCAUUUUUACGCUUUGAAGUGUGCUCAUUAGCGCCUCCUUUGCCCCCUUGAUACGAUCUUCAGCGAAGCCCGCACUGCAGCAGGCUUCGCGCACUUUACCAACCCAGAAGUCCUUGCGAAAGGGCAAUCAGACCAAUCAGACGACGGAAGAGAGGAGUUCACACUGACGGGCAACUUCUCUACCUAUUUCCGGUGUGACGCUCGAGUCUGUCCCAAAAUACGACUCCGGUGCACCCACGUGGACUCGCAUCAAGGGUCCCUAAAGUGUGGACUACGUGAUGUCAUCAAAGUGUGGACUCUGAGGAGGACCACAAGUCCGGAGUGUGCCAUUUGGGACAGGGCCAUUCACGCGCCUCUUCGCUGUUUCUUCUUUUGGUUUCAUGGCGGUUGGCAACUAUCUUUAAUGGUGCAUUACCGCCACCUGUUGGGGUGGGGUAAUUAUAGCAUGAAUCCUCAUUGCACCUCAAUCGCAGUUUCAUAUUUUUUAUAACUUUGACCGAAUAUGUAAAACUCUUUACAUUUAUUUAAGAUAAUAAUAAACAUGGUUUGGUAAUUUAUUUUCUCUGUUGUUUUAGCAUCUAUAAUAGAUUAUAGCUUUCUUAGAUUAUGAGUUGAAAACAUGGUCAGUUAAAACACGUAGUCAAAUAGUCCAGCCAAAACUACUUAGUUGAAAUCACGUCGUAAGCCAGUCCAAGGCGGACAAACUUAUUUUCAACCAUAUUUCAACGUUGAAAUACGGUAAUUGUUUGAUUAUUUUUAUUGACUGUAGCGUUUUUACUCCGCGGGCUUUGAGGGCCCCUGCUGGCCACAAGCGGAUUUAAUGAUUUCUUUAUAAAUGAUCAUUUAUAAACAUGCGACCCAUAAACAGAAAAAAAUUAACCAGACAACGUACUAAAAGACAACUUUUGCUUAGGGUAAAACUAAGACUGGGCUUGACAAAUAUUCAAUCAAAUAUUUAACCAAAAAAGACGCGAAACAGGUGUGAAUGCGCAACACACAUUACAUCCAAGCGAAAGAAGACACUAAAGACAAUCAGGCUUGUUUUAUCAGUUCUUUUUGGUGGGGCCAGUGCUAAUUUGGCAGCGCAGUAACAAUCUAAACAAAAAGUCCUUAAUUUAAAAUAAUUUCUUUUUAUUUUGAAUACGAAGGAGACUAAAUUAAGAGUUUGGUUCCAAAACUCCAUUUAAAAAAAUAAUUGUCAAAACAUGUUUAUUAUUAUCAUGUUUUUGUUGUGUUUUAUGGUGCUACUUAGCUGUAUUUUUAGUUAUAAAGGCUUAAUCAAUACAACCAACUGCAGUUUGAUUGAUAUUAAUUGGAAUGCACAAUUAAAAAAACAAGAUUUUUAAAAAAUGAUCCAAGUUGUCUUUUUUUUGGAACAAAACUCUUAAUAUUUUCUUUAAAUAAUGCUUAUUUUACACUAAACCGUAACAAAUUUUGUGUUCAGUUGUGCAGUUCAAAGUAAAAUAAAUCCUGUUUACAUAUACCUGAAUGUUGUGUAAAUCAAAGGAAAAUCAUACACAAUCUUAGGGCGUGGGGGCCCCAGGCCAUUGGACUUUGCUUAGGGGCUCACCUGGUUAUUCAUGCUGGACUUUUCUACUGUAACAUACUGAUUUUUGAGAUGAAGAUAGUUUACCAUAUGUUUUUUUUUUCUCCUAUAAUUGUGCCCCCAGGAUAAACGUCUGAUUUGGUCUGAUCAGAGUUAAUCAUGUGGAAUCCUGCAAGGUAGGGAUAUUUCUCUAUGAUCUAUGCCCUGAUUUCACAGACAAGGCUAGUCAUAGACUAAAACACGUUUGAGCUGUCGCAACUGAAAAUUAUUGCAAUUGCAUUGACAGAUUUUAAGUAUUUGUCUCAAGAUACACAGCAGUAACAUAAUUUUUUAUGGCAUGUUUAUAAUAGAUGCUUAAACAUCUUCAUUUAACUAAGGCCUAGUCCUGGCUUUACUGUAGCUAAUUCUUGUCUGUGAAACCAGGCCUAUGUGUAACUGCAAGCUAUCUAAUGAUAUAUUAGAUAGGCCUACUUCAUUAUACAUAUUAUAAUCAUUUUGAGAUUAGUGACAUAGCUAAUUACAUACUUUUAUCUUUUGCACUUUUAUCCUCAUCUUUCCUAUUUUCCUAACCUGUGCACAUGAUUACAUCCCCCGCUCCUCCUCCCUUUCUGUGGGCUGGAUUAUGUUAUGUUUUUGACAGCAGACGCAGGCCGCAAAUAGCCUGCGGGCCGCGAGUUUGAGAUGUAAAAUAAUUACUGUUGUAAAAUCCUGUUGUAUUUAAAAGGGUAGACACCAGGGAAAUUAACACCACUUAAAAAAGAUCGUCAACUCCUUCCGCCAUCUUGGCUCCCCAUCAAGAAGCAUGUUGAUAGGCAUGUAAACUGGUUGUUAUGUUUUCGUAUGGCUAUCGCAGCACAGUGAUGUCACAUGCCAAUCGAUCUGUGCAGCGUGGCAUGAAGAGCAAGGGGGUCUGCCUAGGGUCACCAAAUAUCUCAAACACCAAAAAUGUCAACAUUGGUGCUGCUUCCGAAACCGCCUAUUUUCCUACUAUAGUAUCCAAAAAGCAGUAGCAAAGCAAGUAGUAUGUCCAAAUUCAUCGUAUUCCAAAAAACAUCAGGUGAAAAGUACCCAGAUAAGUUAAUGGGUUACCUGCUGUUAUGACCACAUGUGUCACAUGAUGUAUCAACAGUGUGAAUGUAGUAUGUUCGAAUUUCAUUCACACUACAUUCAUACUAUAGUACAUACUGUUUUAAUAGUCGAUGAGUAGGUAUUUUAUUUAAUGCUGCAUUCCAGGCAGGUUUUUGAGCCGUGACUCACGACUCAGAACUGGAAGUACAUGUUCCAGGCAGCCUGUAACCCGUGUUUUUUUCUUCUACCUGUGAAAGUGCACUGGAACGGCAGUCAAACCUGUGACUUCCCACCCGUGAACUCGUACUAGAUCGAUGUACUCACACUUCAAAGCCGUGAGUCAUGGUUUUGAAGUCACAGGUUGCCUGGAGCUAGCAUAAAUUAGUACGCACUGUACUUGGCAUUUCUCAAUAUGCAUUCUUGUCUGUAGUUGUGAUCUUGUUUGUGAAAUGUCAUCAGUGGCCCAAGUACUGUUCAGGGUGAUCAUACGUCCUCUUUAUCCAGCACAUGUCCUCUUUUUAGAUUUAAAAAAAUGGGAUUUGGGAUUUCUAAAUUGCCCAAAAUGUCCUGGAUUCUGCUUUUGCUUUCUGCAGUCACUAUUCAUUGUGUGGUUUUGCAUUGCUUUGACCUUUCUCUUUAGGUCCCGCCUUUCAGCACUUCACAUUCGGAGCUACGCAAACAUUGGUCGAACUGCAUCUCAAUCAUUACCCUCAUUAUCACGGCAUAUGAAAAUGACGGCAAGUUUCAGCUCCGCCCUGCAUUAUUUAACGCCUUCAUCAAGUUCAUUCCAGUUUAACAGCCGCAGCGCAUAUAAGAGCAAACAUCUGAGUGCAAGGUCUAUGAGCACCAAGAUGGGGAAAAGGCCGCUGCUGUCUGUACAGCCCAGUCGAGGUCUGGUGGAUGAGAUGUUUCAGAUUGUCAUAAUGAAUUUAUUGCCAAAUCAGAAGGCGACGCUGCACUCUUUACAUCAGUCAGAGGAUAAGGAUUUCUGGGAGGCGUUUGGACACUACAUCAGUGAUGAACAUGGAACAGUGACAGUAUCCAAAGAUGAAAGUUUGGGAGGCACUUAUGAAGGGACAGAGCCAAUGGGGUUGCUGUGGAGCAUGAGGCCUGUACCAGGAAGUCGAAGUGGACUCAGGUUGCGCAAGAAGGAUGUGCUCUCACCAAUGGUGGUUCACAUUUCCUUAUACAGUGGUCAUCUAUCUGAAGGCUUCGGCCAGCAAACAGCUUUGGCAACCAGUGUCACAGAACGCUGGUACAUAGCACCAGGUGUGCAAAGGGUGGAUGUUAGAGAAAAAGGAGUUCGAGGAACAUUGUUUUUUCCUCCAGGCCCAGGACCUUACCCAGGAGUGAUGGACUUGUGGGGUGGAGGUGGUGGUUUAGUUGAGUAUCGCACAGCCCUGCUUGCAUCUCAUGGUUUUGCCUCAAUGGCAAUACAGUACCUGAAUCCCAAUAAGGAGAGAAGAGCAGAUACUGAUGCUUCUUACUUUGAAGGUGCAUAUAAGAUCCUCCAGAAUCAUCCGAAGGUACAAAAGGAUCGACUGGCUAUGCUUGGACUAUCAUUUGGAGGUGUAGUUACACUCAGCAUGGCGGUCAACUCCAAAAUCAUCAAGCCCCAGUGCUGUGUGUGCAUUAGUGGGAGUCAUGUGGGUUCUGUGGAUAAAUCUCUCUUUGAAAUAUUUAAGGAGAUUAAACAAAAUGUGAAUACGAUGCGUGUGAAUGAGGAUAACCAGUUAAUCCACAGAAACUUUAUCCUGCCGAUUCCCUCAGACCUGACUCAAAAAAUGGACGUUGGGAAAAUAAAGUGUCCCCUUCUGUUGGUGAACGGUGGUGAUGAUGAGACCUUGCCUACUGUUGAAUCUGCUGAAGAUAUGGAAGAGAUUAUGAAGAAAGCAGGAAAUCUUCACUUGUUGGAAGUCUUGACCUAUCCUGGUGCGGGUCAUCUGAUUGAACCUCCUUAUACACCUCACUUCCGUGCAAGCAACUUCAUUAUUCACGGCGGUGAGAAAGUCAGCAUCCGGGGGUCCUCCUCUGAGUCUGUCUCGCCCGUCACAGUGCCUGUUCCCCCUUCUGCACUCUCAGCACCACGGCCUAAGAAGAAGAAGAGGAGGAAAGGAUCUUUGGCUAAACAACUUCGCCACAGCCACAACUGCCUGCGCAUCAGUGGGGUAGACCAUUACCCAAGCCUGCCUUUACGCUUUGCCCUCAGUCCUUGCCUACACCCUGUAAGAUAAUUUCCUAAAUAAAUAUAGCACCUCCCCAAAGAAGUGCCCAGGAAGGCAACCCUCUACGAUUCACAGUGGAUUUCCGACACAUUUGGGUUUCAAGACACACCUUUAGGGUGUCAUACAUUUGUAUUCUUAUUCUCUCAUCUACCAUUUGUAUGGAGAUGUGAUGUUUGACAAUCAAGAGUAUCUAUCCGUCUGCAGAUCUACCAUUUGUAUGGAGAUGUGAUGUUUGACAAUCAAGGGUAGCUCUUUUCUAUUGAAAUGUCUCAGUGCAAGUGGUUACAAUGGUCUCACUCAUGUAACAACAGAAUUCAAUGUUAAAGUAUGUGAAACUUCAAUCAAUGUUGAUAGACACCUCCCAUUCUAAGCAUAAAUCAAUCACCCACUGUAUACAAAUUAAGGACAGCCUUUAGUUUGACAACAACCAAUCAGUAUCAAAUUCCUAUAUGCUUUGUUCUCUGGUUAUUUAAGGAGAUGUGUAGAAGAUUUAGGUGGGACUUUGAAUAUCUAGAAAUGCACCCCCAUGAUACUGUAUCUUUGAUAUAGCAUCAUGUAUUUUCAUUUUAUUUUGAGGAAUCUGUAACCAGAUCUCCAUCUCCUUACCAGGUAUGCAAUGGUUUUGUUUAUUUUCGUAUUUGAAUUGGAAUGUAAAUUGGCUUAUGAAUUAUGUUUUUCCUGCCUGGUUAAUAAAUUGUUAUGUUUGAUUUUA